ACAAAAAAAAAUUUAGAGGCAAACACUAAGAACCACAAACCACUUCGUCGUCUAGUGUGAUUGUGCGACCGUCGUAAAACGGUGCGAGUAUCUUCACAUUUCUACAAUUUCAGUCCUCAUUGUUUCGUUUCGUUAACAAAAUAAACAGUAAACAAAAAUCUCCCAGAAAAACUCAACAAACAAAAAUGGCUUCUUCGAUCAAUCUUCGAUGUUCUUCAACCCCCUUAUAUUUUCCCAACCAAUUCAAUCUCAAUCUCAAUUAUUCACCUUUCUCGAUUUCUUUUCCAUCAAAUCUUAAACGCCUUACUCGUCUCUCAAUUCGAUCAUCUUCUGCUUCUGUAACAGCACCAGCUGCUGAGGGAUUGGCACCCGCAAUAUCCCUCACUGACAAUGCAUUGAAGCAUUUGAAAAGAAUCAGGUCUGAUCGUAAUGAGGAUCUGUGCUUAAGAGUUGGCGUUAAACAAGGAGGAUGCUCUGGCAUGUCUUACACAAUGGAUUUUGAAAGCAAAGAGAACACAAAGGAAGAUGACUCUGUGAUCGAGGUCAACGGAUUUACUAUUGUUUGUGAUCCGAAGAGCCUCCUAUUUAUAUAUGGAAUGCAGCUUGACUACAGUGAUGCACUUAUUGGUGGAGGUUUUUCCUUCCAAAACCCGAAUGCAUCAAAGACGUGUAGCUGUGGAAAAUCGUUUGCUGCACAGGCUUGAUAAUGUACGGACUAAACUAUAAGCGGUGUGAUAGUGGGGAUCUGAUUCUUUGGAUCAUGGAACAUUAGUUAUAUAUAUGUUCAGACAUGGAAUUUUCGGGACUUAGGCGUUUGCUUUAGGACGUCCCUUACGGAAUUGUACAAGCAAACUUGUAGUUUCAAUAUAUACCUUAAAACAAUAAUAUAAGUUUAGAUAAAGCUAAAAUAUUUUCACUUUGAACAAAAAGAAUUUUAGGAUAAUACUUUGUCUGUCCA
Messenger RNA from Amaranthus tricolor (Joseph's coat), 958 nucleotides. RefSeq names its product iron-sulfur assembly protein IscA, chloroplastic. The record is from RefSeq and is a predicted model, not a curated record. Gene Ontology annotation, molecular function: iron-sulfur cluster binding; protein-macromolecule adaptor activity. Lineage: Eukaryota; Viridiplantae; Streptophyta; Magnoliopsida; Caryophyllales; Amaranthaceae. Gene Ontology annotation, cellular component: chloroplast stroma. The transcript has 3 exons. Gene Ontology annotation, biological process: iron-sulfur cluster assembly. The coding region runs from base 186 to 704 and encodes 172 amino acids.